Molecule: messenger RNA, 11075 nt
Organism: Nerophis lumbriciformis (worm pipefish)
Lineage: Eukaryota; Metazoa; Chordata; Actinopteri; Syngnathiformes; Syngnathidae
Product: nuclear receptor coactivator 2-like
Biological process (GO): positive regulation of transcription by RNA polymerase II; cellular response to hormone stimulus
Cellular component (GO): nucleus
Molecular function (GO): nuclear receptor binding; protein dimerization activity
Source: RefSeq, a predicted model, not a curated record
CCCUGACAUAAAGUAGUCUGUAAUGAAGAUACACCUGGGAUAGGCUCCAGCAUACCAGUGCCCCCAAUGAGGACAUCGAUAUAGAAAAUAGAUUUGUUUGUUUUAAAAGAAUAAAAUAAAGUAAUCACACAGACUAAACAAAUGUGAUAAGUGCAGUGCAUUUAGUACAGUAAUGGGCUUGUACUAAAUGUCCUAAAGUGCUUUCUCUACCUUCAAGUUACUCAAAGCGCAAUGGCACAGCUACCUCAUUCACCUAUUGAUGACAUGGCAUCAGGGAGUUCAGUAUCUUGCCUAAAGAUACUUUUGACAUAGAAUAGAACAUACUUUAUUGUCAUUGCAUCGUUUGACACAAAAUUGUGGGCGUGCUCUUUUACUGCAAUUCACCUGGUGAAGACAAAACCUCAGGUCAAUAAAAAAUACAGUAAUUCAAAAAUAAACAUACCCAUCUACUUGGAAAACUACCAACAUUUAAGUAAAGUACUUAAAUGUGCAUAUAAAAACUAAUACGUGUAUAUCCGUAAAGUAAACAAAUAGAGACAUGAGAGAGAAAUAAUGCCAAAAAAAUACAAUAGAGCUUUAUUUCAGGUUAUAUAGUCCUUAUGGCCCUGUAAUGUUGUAACUGACAUGGUCACGCGAGGACCAAACCCACAACCAUCAGCCGUGCCGCCCCAGUAGAGACAGUAGUACAGUAGUUGUCAAACAAGUGCACAAAAGUUGCACAAUAACUUGGCUGUCAAAAAUAUACUUCUGUGCUAGGACAGGAGAAGCCAAAGGUCACCGGUAACUAUGGUGAUCGAACAUGCUGGCCUCUAAACUUUGAGAUAGAUUGAUCCACUCGUAUGUCAGUAAGGAGGACGGAAAAACAAAAACACUGCUUAAAGCAGUGUCCAUAAUCCAACAUUUUUAACAGCUUUUCAUUGGCCCAAACAAAAUGCAUUGGUUAAUAAUUAGAUCCUAUUAUGAUUAGAUAUUACACUAAAUAGUUUGUCAACUAUAAAACAAAACUACAUUUUUUUGUUUAUAUAGCUAAAUCUACAUUGGAUUGCUUUUAUACAUGCCAGCCAUUCAUCCAUUUAUUCACCCAAAUGUAAUCAAUUCCCCAAAAUCAUGUGCGGCCUCGCAAAGUUUUGGCCAAUCAGCAACGUUUUCCUCAAUCGAAUUUGUCAAAAAUUUUUGUGUAGAUGAAGCAGGAGCAGCAAUAUGUAACAAUGUAUCAACUCUUUAUUGCACAAGCGGCACAAUUGUCAUCUUGCGUAGCCAAGACCUACUUCUUGUUACUGUCUACGGCGCUAAGCCUUCUGGGUAAUGUAUUAUAUAAACAUUCACUUUCAGGUUUACAUGUAUUUACAUAAUAAUAAUAAUAGUAAUGGAUUAGAUUUAUAUAUGGCUUUUCUAGAUAGUUAUGAUUUAGCCUAUAUUUAUCCAGGGUAAGACAAUUAAAAAUAGAUUUUCAUUUGCAACUUGGCAUAGAGGCAGCUUUUACAUGACAGAGAUGUUGAAGUGUGAUGAUACAUUCUCUUUGUCUUUCAUUUACCAACAAAAUUAAUUGCUAAAGAGAAAGAGCGCUUUUAAUAGUUCACAGAUGCUCCUAAAGUGCAUGGGUAAAUGUGUUGUAACUUAAAUUACUUUUCAAGCAUAAAACAAACGGAGAACGUCCACAUCUUGUGGAUGACAGAGCAGACAACGGACAUUAAGGAAACCUUUGCUGGUGUUUAUUUCAAUAUUUAUAGUUAUUACUAUUAUUUACAACUGUGAAAAAUAAGUUAGCUCAUGUGAUUAAUCACAGAAAAUUAUCACAAUCAUAUAUGUAUGCAUAUUAAUCACACAAUUUGCAUGGGUUGUUUUACAGUCAGUGAUGCAGGUCAAUGCAUACAUCAGCACACAGAUGAUUGACGUGACUCCUCCGACUGUUGUACAGUUUACUUGUUGGUACAUUUCAUUUCAAAAUAAACCCCGGCAAGACUUUGACUAAAACUGCUAGCAAGUUAUGAACAAAUAAAUGACGUACAUUCAAUUAAAACAUAUAAAAAAAAGUUCCUGUGUGACUAUCUAACAAUAAUAUUUAAUUUAUGUCCAAAUUAGGGUGUUUUUUUAGUUAAUUCAAAUUAUGCAAGUUAGUAAUAACCUGUGAUUAAUCAUGAUUAAUUUAAAUUCAAAAGUGUGAUUAAUCUGAUUAAACAUAAUCAUUUGACAGCACGGCAGUAAUACAGUACAGACUUUGUGCUUUAACUGCCAUCUAGUGUCCACUUUUAAGUAUGUAUAAAUGAGUAAAACAUCAACACGGUGUUCGUUUUCCAUUUUUUAUAGUAGUUAGUAAUAACCUGUGAUUAAUCAAGAUUAAUUUACAUUCAAAAGUGUGAUUAAUCUGAAUAAAAAUAAUACUUUCACAGCACUACAGUAGUACCGACUUUGUGCUUUAACUGCCAUCUGGUGUCUACUUUUAACUAUGUGCAAAUAAGUGAAACCUCAACACAGUGUUUGUUUUCCAUUUUUUAUUGAAAGGAUUAACGUUUUAAAGGAUUUUAAAGGGUUAACUAUGUGCAAAUAAGUGAAACAUCAACACAGUGUUUGUUUUCCAUUUUUUAUUGAAAGCAUGUGCUUUUUGUUUUUGUUUACAUGGAAGACUUAAGAAAUUGUAACAAAUUCAUAAAAUCACAAGUUGAGGAAAAAUAAGCCCCAGAACAUUUAGUUGAUUAAAAUUAUGCAAGUGAGUAAUAACCUGUGAUUAAUCAUGAUUAAUUUAAAUUCAAAAGUGCGAUUAAUCUGAUUUAAAAAUAAACAUUUGACAUUGGUACAGACUUUGUGCUUUAACUGCCAUCUAGUGUCUACUUUUAAGUAUGUGUGGUAUAAAUGAGUAAAACAUCAACACAGUGUUUGUUUUCCAUUUUUUAUUGAAAUCAUGUGCUUUUUUUGGGUUAAGUUUGCAUGGACCACUUAAGAAAUUGUAACAAAUUCAUAAAAUCACAAAUUGAGAAAAAUAAGCCCCGGAACAUUUGCGGCAACUUUCUGAAAAACUGCUGCAAAUUCAGGCAUUUGAACAAUCAGCACAAAAGCUGGUACAAGUAUGUACACUUUUUUUUUUUAAAGUGGCAUACUUCAGUUUUGAUGUAUGUGACUCCGGCUGGAAAAAAACGUGUGGACAUAAAAGAUUAUUUUCCGGUUGAUGUGGUGUGUAAAGGAGUGAUUAGUGAAGUUUACUUCUGAAGGGGUUGUGACAUGAGGGAAAGGAGCAGGAGGUGGUGGAGGAGGAGAGGUGAGUGUGUUGUUAAUCGCUGCUAGGAGAUAAACAAGAGGCUGCCAGUACGGUUGACCUGUCCAACAUGGCGGCUCUGGUCCCCGGCGAGGCGACAGCUCCUCCAUCUCUGUCCUCUUUCGCACCCUCGGCCGCUCAACUCUCAGGUGCUAAUAUCUGCUGAAGAUGAGUAGUGGCGGAGGGCACCCCACCCUGGAGCUCGCCAGAGGGGGGGAAUCCCAGAAGAGAAAAGACUGUCCUUCAGACCAGCUGGAACCCAGCCCCAAGAGGAGCACGGAUAGGAGGAACCGAGAGCAGGAGAACAAGUACAUCGAGGAGCUGGCCGAGCUGAUAUUUGCCAACAUCAAUGACAUGGACGACCUGAACGUGAAGCCCGACAAGUGUGCCAUCCUCAAGGAGACGGUGAAGCAGAUCAGGCAGAUCAAAGAGCAAGAAAAAGCUUUAGUGACCGACACAGAGGAGGUGCAAAAGGCAGACAUCUCGUCAACGGGGCACGGCGUCAUUGAUAAAGACACUCUCGGGCCCAUGAUGCUGGAGGCACUAGAUGGCUUCUUCUUUGUGGUCAACAUGGAGGGCAACAUCGUGUUCGUGUCGGAGAACGUCAGCCAGUAUCUGCUCUACCAGCAAGAGGAGCUGAUAAACACCAGCGUGUACAGCGUGCUGCAUGUUGGUGAUCACACGGAGUUCAUCAAGAAUCUGUUGCCCAAAAGCCUUGUCAAUCAACAUAGCGGUGAUUCGUUGCGCAGGAACAGCCACACCUUCACUUGUCGUAUGCUCGUCAACCCGCACAUGGAAGGUGACGGGCGGCAAGUGUCCGAACAGCAGGAAGCGUCCCAGCAGAAGUACGAGACCAUGCAGUGUUUCGCAGUCUCCGAGCCCAAGUCUAUGAGGGAGGAGGGGGAAGAUCUGCAGUCCUGUCUCAUCUGCGUGGCCAGAAGAGUUCCCGUGAAGGAGAGAGCCGCCAUGUCCUCGUACGAGAGCUUCACAACGCGCCAGGACCUUCAAGGUAAGAUCACAUCUUUGGACACCAGCCUGCUGCGAGCCUCCAUGAAGCUGGGCUGGGAGGACCUGGUGCGCCGCUGCAUCCAGCGGUUCCACCUGCAGAAUGACGGUGACAUAUCCUUUGCUAAGAGACACCAGCAAGAAGUGUUGAGGAACGGCCAGGCGCUCAGCCCCCUGUACCGCUUCUCCCUGUUGGACGGCGCCAUAGUGUCGGCUCACACCAAAAGCAAACUGGUCAGGUCACCGGCCACCACCGAGCCGCAGUUCUACUUGUCGCUGCACAUCCUAAAGAGGGAGAACAUGAGCGCCAUGCCUCUGGAUGUGACGGCCUGCCUGGGCGGGGCCAAGUCAGUCGCUAUGAGCAGCACCUCCCCAGACGCCACGGUCACCAGCAAUCACUUCACCACGUCUGCAUGCGGCUUUGGCCAAGCCCCCACGCCGCAGGGAAACGGCCACAUGCUCAAGCUGGGCAGCCCCUCAGCCCCGCAGGGAAGCCCCAGUGUCACAUCUGGGGCCCAAGGUGCCAUUUUAUCCCCUUGCCAUCACCACAGCCCCAAUAUGGUGGCUAGCAGCAGCAGCAGCGCUAGCAGCCCCCACCUCUCCCACCGCCCUUCCGGUUCUUUCUCACCUGUUAGUGGACUCCACUCACCAGCAUCUGUCGGCAGCAGCACAACAAACAACCACGGCUUCAGCAGCAACCCGCUUGGUGCCCUGCAGGCCCUCGGCCAGGCCCAUAGGGCUUCACAGGGCCAGCAUCCCGACUCCCCUGACAGCAAAGCUCUUGCCCUGCUCAGCCCUCUUUCGAGCAGUCAAGAUAAGGACAAUCUCAGUUUAGAGGCAGACUUGCUCGGAACGUUUGGGGAGCAUCAGGACUUGUUGUCGUUUCAAAACAAGGAGGACGAGCUGGGAAAAGAUGAGGACCCCAAUGACUUUGACGACCUGCAUGAACUGGGCGACACCCCAGACCGCCUUCUGAACAACAAAGGUCACACCCAGUUGCUCCAACUCCUCACCACCAAGUUGGAACCCCCGGAUCCCUGCUCGUCUCCCCUGGGGGAGCAGAACUGUAAAGAGCUGGCUGGCUUAGGUGGGGGACCCAACAACCACUCCACCUCCCUCAAGGAAAAACAUAAAAUUCUUCACAGGCUGCUGCAAAACAGCAGCUCACCCGUGGAACUGGCCAAGCUGACGGCCGAGGCCACUGGGAAAGAACCCACCGGCCCUGAGUCCGCCGUAGAUGACAACUUGGCCGUCAUGGGCGAGCUGGGCAUCAAACAGGAUCCGGAGAGCCCUAAAAAGAAGGAUAAUGUGUUGCUCCGCUACCUGCUUGAUCGCGACGAUAACGGCAUCCUGGAUAAAGCAAUCAAGAUAGAGACUGCCGACGGUCCGAAGCUGUCCAACAUCAAGACAGAGAAACUGGACGCAGGCUACAACAUGGCCGACCAGACCAGCGAGCUAGAAGACCUUCUCGAGGGGCUUCAGGGCGGUGGCCAGCAACUGUUCCCCCGGCAGCCCCCUUGCAGAGGCCCGACCGCUGCUUCAGCCACCUCUUCCUCUGUGGCGCCCGGCUUCUCCACGGACAAGCAGAGCAUCAUUGGCGACAUCCUGCAGAUGAUGGACAGCGGCCACGGCAGCCCACCACCCCAGCAUCGCGCCUUCCCUGGCCAACCAGCUCGAGUUUCUUCUGCGAGAAGCACGUCUCUGGAUGGCGCUAUGGGUCCUGGUCCUGCCAGGCCUCUCCCCCCACAGCAAAGGAAUACCAACCCCUAUCCGUUACUACAGCAGCAGCAAGGCAUGAUGGGAAGCUGUGCAGGCACAGCUACAAACCCAAAUGUACGGGGCCCCAUGCAGCAUGACUGGGUUCCCCAGGGGUCCACAGGAGCCACCACAGCACCAGUCAUGGUCCAAUGUGUCAGACCAGUCCGUAUGGUCCCUAACAUGAACAGUGCUGUGUCAGCUCGGAGCGCCGGUGUGCCCGCGUCCAGAUCUGUGGUCAACAUGCAGAUGAUGGGCAGCGAGAUAGAGAUGGAUAACUCGGCCUACCCUCAGCAGCACACACCGUCCAAUCAGACGGCUGCUUGGCCUGACAGGAUGACGAUGAUGGAUCACUAUGGAAACCAAAGCAGGUCGUCAUACAACGUUUUUCAGGAGGACAGGAUGGGCUGCUUCGGGGCGGGGCCCGAGGGUCCAGCGGAUGAAGGAACCCUCCUGAACCAGCUGUGCUCAGUGCUGAAGGACUAUGAGGGACUGGAAGAACUUGACAAGAUGUUGGGGAUCCCCACACUGGCUGGACAGGGUCCUCUGUCGGACCAGGACCAGUUCUUCAGCUCCACUAUAAAGCCUCCCCUGUACAGUCAACACUACGCGGCUCAGUCGGGCUAUGGCGGAAUGUCUCCCGACAGCUCCUACCUCUGCCCUUCUAUGGGCGGCCACAUGGGGCAGCAGAGAGUCGGCGGCUACCCACCAAUGAUGAGGAUGCCUGGGGGUGCCGGGCCCAGAUCAGCCGGCAUGAAACCUGGUGGGCCAAACCCCAUAGUGCCACCGCAGCCCAACAACUUGAGGCUGCAGCUGCAGCACAGACUGCAGGCCCAGCUGAACCGCCAGCCCAUGGGGAACCAGAUGGGUGGCGGGUCCAGCAUGAAUCUACCUCUCAGGUCCAACGUUCCAAACCAGGGAUCGUUCAACGCUCAGAUGUUGGCUCAGCGUCAGCGCGAGUACCUCAGCAACCACCUGCGCCAACGCCAGCAGCAGCAGCAACAACAUGUGCACCAGCAGCGUGCCAUGAUGGCCGUCAACAUGGCCGCCCCCAGUUCACGUGUGUCUCAAAGCAACGAGCAACAGUUUUCCUACCCGGCCCCCAGUUACGGCAUGAGUCAGCAACACCAGGAUAUGGCAUCGGGCUUCCCGUGUGCGUCCGGGACCCAACACAGUGCCAUGUUGUCCCCCAGGAUGACGCAGGCCCAUAGUGCAAUGCUACAGCAGAACCAGACCCAAAUGCAGGGAGGGCCGCAGGGCUACCCAAGCAGCGGCGGUAACGACCUCAACGGAUGGAUUCAAUCUGCUAACACAAGCAACAGCAUGUACCAACAACAAAGUCAGUACUCCUCACAAACCACUGGAGGCAUGUACAACAUGACCCAUAGAGGAGGCAACAUGAACCACAUGCCAGGUCACAUGACCGCCAUUCCUACCAUGGCGUCUGAGCAGGUGAGCGACAACAGACUGAUCCCGGAUCAGCUGGGAGGAAUGGACGUGCUGACUCAGGAGGCCAACGUCAAUUCUACCUUUUGCUGACUCUGGACACAAAAUGCUGCUUAGUUUGACAUCCAGAAAAGGUGCCAAUGUUGUCUCAACCAAAAUACUUCGUACAAAGCUGAUUCCCUUUAAAUGCACAAAGUGUCCCUAAAGUCUGGACAUAUAAUGUAGAUAAUUCAUGCAAAAAAAAUGACCAUUUAGUUCAUUUAAAAUGUAAUUGGUAAUUACCAGUAAUUACAAUUAAAAUAAAAUGUAAUAAAAUAUACUUAACAAAAAUACGAAAUUUAUGUUAUGUUUUUUAUAUCAUAUUUUUUACAUUUCAACAAAUGUUGAAAAACAUUUAUGAUUGCAUAUUAAAUGCUUAAUAAAAUAUAUAUGUAUAUAUGUUUGUGUAUAUAUGUGUGUAUAUAUGUAAAUAUAUGUAUAUAUGUAUAUAUACACACACACAUUAGAAAGAUGUAGUCAUACUAUAUUUAUUCAGAUUUUAUGAUUUAUAUAGAUUUAUACAACUAAAGUAAAAAUAAUAUAAUUAUAAAUAUUUACACAAUUAUAUAAUAUAUUAAAAAAAAAAUGUGUCAAUUUGUUUGUAUUAUGUAUAUUACAUGUUCAUAAUUGCAUAUUACAUGCUUAAAAAUUAUAACAAAUUUAAUAUUUUGUUUAUUUAGAUUAGAGAUGUCCGAUAAUACCGGCCUGCCGAUAUUAUUGGCCGAUAAAUGCGUUAAAAUGUAAUAUCGGAAAUUAUUGGUAUCAUUUUUUUUUAUUAUCGGUAUUGUUUAAAAAAAAAAAAGUUUUUAUUUUUUUUAUUUUAUUUUUUUUAUUAUAUCAACAUAAAAAAUACAAGAUACACUUACAAUUAGUGCACCAACCCCAAAAACCUCCCUCCCCCAUUUACACUCAUUCACACAAAAGGGUUGUUUCUUUCUGUUAUUAAUAUUCUGGUUCCUACAUUAUAUAUCAAUAUAUAUCAAUACAGUCUGCAAGGGAUACAGUCCGUAAGCACACAUGAUUGUGCGUGCUGCUGGUCCAGUAAUAGUACUAACCUUUAACAGUUAAUUUUACUCAUUUUCAUUAAUUACUAGUUUCUAUGUAACUGUUUUUAUAUUGUUUUACUUUCUUUUUUAUUCAAGAAAAUGUUUUUAAUUUAUUUAUCUUAUUUUAUUAGUUUUUCAAAAAAGUACCUUAUCUUCACCAUACCUGGUUGUCCAAAUUAGGCAUAAUAAUGUGUUAAUUCCACGACUGCAUAUAUCGGUUGAUAUCGGUAUCGGUUGAUAUCGGUAUUGGUAAUUAAAGAGUUGGACAAUAUCGGAAUAUCGGAUAUCGGCAAAAAGCCAUUAUCGGACAUCCCUAAUUUAGAUGCAUUAACAAAUAGAUACUUGUAUAUGAAAUGCUUGUAUGUCCAGACUUUAGUAACAAACACACAACUUUGUCAAGUUCCUUUUCUGAUGGUGUUGAAGAAAUGAAAAACAUCUAAAUCUUGUAUGAUUAUUCAUUCAAAUUAGAUUUUAGCAUGGUUGUCAAAUUUUAUUUUUGAGGCUCUCACACGCUCAUGAGUAUCCGACAAAAACUUUGAAGCUAUUUAUAAGAUUUAAGUAGAUGAAAAUGUAUCUUGUAUACUAAUUUUAAAAAUAGAAUAAUAUAUUUGAGGUGCUGUAGUUUUUGGCACAUGGGAGUGUGGGGGGGUUUGUACAAAUGAUGCAAAUAACAGCAACAAUAGAUUCUAUAUUCCCUAAAGUGGUAUUACUAAGCAGCCAUGUAGAGUAAAAAAGCCAACAAAACAGAAGAUUUAACAUCAAAUGAUCACUUUGUGACUUUCAAAAAGGUACAAAAAGCUUUGCUGGCCUAACUUGAACCAAAAUGCUUGCUUUUCAUUUGGUUGGCUCCGUUAACUGAUUGCUAACAAGAGUUCAAAUGUCUCAUUAUCUAUUUGUUGUAUUUCUAUGGAGAUGGUACACGCUUCUAAACUUUCAUAGUCCAAGUCAAUGUGAUAGAAAAUAAGUUCAAGCACUGGAGUUGAAGUAGAAGAUCUUUAUUGUCACAUGUACAACGUAUGUGCAGCAAAAAUUUGACCCUGCAUUUGAACCCAUCCUCCCUUGAGGAGCAGUGGGCAGCCAUCGUGUGCUUCAGCUUCCCGGUCGGUGAAGCUUCCCCAGGCAUUUUGGGCGAAAUGUCCAGCCCAAAGGUACGACAGCAGCGACUGAGAUGGCUGACGCGGGAUUUGAACCGGUAACUUUCUGGUUACCGUAUUUUUCGGAGUAUAAGUCGCACCAGCCGAAAAUGCAUAAUAAAGAAGGAAAAAAUCCUAUAUAAAUCGCACUGGAGUAUAAGUCGCAUUUUUUCGGGAAAUUUAUUUGAUAAAAGCCAACACCAAGAAUCGACAUUUGAAAGGCAAUUUAAAAUAAAUAAAGAAUAGUGAACAACAGGCUGAAUAAGUGUACGUUAUAUGAGGCAUAAAUAACCAACUGAGAACGUGCCUGGUAUGUUAACGUAACAUAUUAUGGUAAGAGUCAUUCAAAUAACUAUAACAUAUAGAACAUGCUAUACGUUUACCAAACAAUCUGUCACUCCUAAUCGCUAAAUCCCAUGAGAUCGCUAAAUCCCAUGAGAUCUCUUACGUGAAUGAGCUAAAUAAUAUUAUUUGAUAUUUUACGGUAAUGUGUUAAUAAUUUCACACAUAAGUCGCUCCUGAGUAUAAGUCGCACCCCCAGCCAAACUAUGAAAAAAACUGCGACUUAUAGUCCGAAAAAUACGGUACCGCACAACCCCAGAAAGUUACCGGACAACCCGCUCUUUGUCUCCUGAGCCACGCUGUUUGCCAAACUUCCAAACUUAUUCCAGCGAGGCCCCAUACAGAAAUAAAUAUCCAAACUUAUUCCAGCGAGGCCCCAUACAGAAAUAAAUAUGUCUGCACGCAACGUACACUUAACACAUUUAAGCAAUGAACAAUUAAUUUGUCAAAUGCACAGUGUUUAAGGCAUUUACUAGACCACAUGACAUUAAAAAUUAAAAUACUGCAGACAUCUUUAAAAAAAGACUAUUUUUUUGGAAAUGUACAAAACAAUACAAUUAUCAUUUAUAACACAUAUAAAUAAAUAAAAAAAAUGUCUGGAGCUUUUUUAUUUUUUUUGUUUUUAUGGUUAGGAAUGCAGUUAAAUGAAUAAAAAAGGAUAUCUUAUGUACCGGUAAUUAUUUUUUUUAAUUUUUCUUAUUAGCAAAACAUUAAUUGGUUAUGUUGUAGCAAUACAAUACUGAUGUUUAUAAAUGUAUAUGAGUGUUGUUUAUUUAGCGCAACUGUGGCAUACACCUUCCAUUAGGUGGCACUCUAAUACAUUUGUCAAGCACAAUACUCAACAUAUGUAUUGCUAUGCCAACUUUAUUUUUAUUUUCACCAAAGGCCCUAAACCUUCAUUGUGAUAUUCAAAAGGGGGCCAUGUUGAAUUAUAUUUUGAGAAUGAUUACCGUAUUUUUCGAACUAUAAGUCGCAGUUUUUUUCAUAGUUUGGCCGGGGGUGCGACUUAUACUCAGGAGCGACUUAUGUGUGAAAUUAUUAACACAUUACCGUAAAAUA